Polistes dominula (European paper wasp) is the source of this 2043-nucleotide messenger RNA. RefSeq names its product Yod1 deubiquitinase (gene Yod1). Gene Ontology annotation, biological process: ERAD pathway; protein deubiquitination; endoplasmic reticulum unfolded protein response. Gene Ontology annotation, cellular component: cytosol; nucleus. The record is from RefSeq and is a predicted model, not a curated record. NCBI's taxonomy places the organism in Eukaryota, Metazoa, Arthropoda, Insecta, Hymenoptera, Vespidae. Gene Ontology annotation, molecular function: cysteine-type deubiquitinase activity.
UAACCAAAAAAAAAAAAGCAAAAUCAAGAAUCAAAAUAAAGAAAUGAUGAGUAUGACUAAUAAAUAAUAAGUCAAAGUCAGUGUAUGAUAUUGGUAUGACUCUACAUAUAUGAUAUGAUUGAUUCCUUGAAAGGAAGUUGGGACAGCUGAUUGAAAGAAAAGUCACAAUAAGUUUAAUUUUUGUUCUCUCUCCUGUUUUUUCGUUUAAAUCAUAAUAAUCGCUUGAAAGCAUGGCUGGAUUUGUGUUAAAGGUUAAAACAAAGUCAGGACAGAAAGUUGUAAAUGGGCUUGUCCCACAAGAUAAAGUAGCUGCAUUGAAAUCGAAGCUAGCCGAUGUGACAGGUAUUUCUGUCGAUUCUCUUCAUGUUCUUGGUGGUUUUCCACCUAAAGCGAUCAAUCUUGAUAAUGGAUCAGCUACUAUUAUGGAUAGUGGUAUAGUUUCUGGCGAUACCCUGAUUGUUGAAGAAAAACAAGUUAUUAAUGGCGCUCAAAUAGAAACUGAAAUUGGUAGAUCUCACAUUGUUAACGAUGAAACUUUUCUUAAUACACCUGGCGUCCUCAUGAAAAUGGUUGUACCGGCAGAUAAUUCAUGUUUAUUCACUAGUGUUGGUUAUGUUCUUAAUGGAAAAGUUGAUAGUAGUUGUUCAAGUUUUAUGAGAGAAAUCAUCGCAAAUACAGUCGCCUCAGAUAUAGAGGAAUAUUCUGAAGCUUUUUUGGGUAGACCUAAUGCAGAAUAUUGCAAGUGGAUUUUAAAGCCAGAUUCGUGGGGAGGAGCAAUAGAAUUAUCUAUACUGUCGAAGUUUUAUGGAUUGGAGAUAGCUGUAAUCGAUAGUAUCAAUGCUAUUAUAAACAGGUUUGGAGAAGAUCAACAUUAUGCUCAAAGAGUAUUUCUUAUAUUUGAUGGAAUACAUUAUGAUCCACUUUACUUGGAACCACUUGAUGGUGGUUCUAUUCAAACCAUUUUUUCAACAGAAGAUGAUAGAAUGUUGUUAGAAGCUGCAGAGCUUGCAAGAGAAGUGAAGUCUAGUCGCCAAUAUACAGACAUUCAAAAAUUUAAAUUAAUGUGCUAUGUUUGCAAUAUUAAAUUAAAUGGACCAGUCGCAGCACGACAACAUGCCAGUGAAACAGGUCACAAAAGCUUUGGAGAAGUGCCUGUAUAAUGUAGUUUCAAUUUAAUCAUCUAAUAUCUGAUAAGUAUUUUUAAUCAGACUGCUAUAUAAGGCGUUCGAUAAAUUAGUCUCAAUUAGUCUGAUUUUGUCACUUAAUCAAGGCUUGAAAACAUUUUAAAACUAUACACCAAUAUUUCUCCUGUCCUAAGUACGAAUACAUACAAUGCACUCUCUAAUAGAAUUUUAUAAACAAAUAAUUAUAUGCUGGUUUUUCAUUUAAUCAAAAAAAAUUUUUUUUCAUCAAUAAUCAUACGUAAUAAUUCAAUCUUUGGUGUGCGCACGCAUGUGUUUUAUUUUCUUAUAUAUAAUAAAAUCAUUACAAAUAAAAUCAUGCAUAUUAUAUUUUUAAACAAAAAAGUCUACUUGUACAUAUUUUGAAGAAACUUCAUUUACACGUAUUUUAAACAAAAAUUUAUACAUUUUUUAUUAUCUUAUUUUUCUUAAAGUUAGGAAAUAUUAUUUCACUUAUUAUUUAAUUUAAUCCUUUGAUAGAAUAUUUGGUGAUAUUGUUAUUACAGAAAGAGAGUGAGAGAGAAAGAGGGAUAUAUUAUUUUAUUAUAAAAUUGGAUAUAUUAAUAUCAUUUAUUUUUCAAAAUGACUGAAAUUAUAGACUUUUAAUUUCAUUUAUAAUAUGUGUGAGUGUAAAAUACUCGGGGAAAAAAUUACAUUUAUUAUCUUUCGUUUAUUAGAGUAAAUAAUAUUUUGUUUAAACUUAUAUAAAAAGAGCAUAGCUUAAUUGUAUUUGCAUACACACACACAUAUUAUAUUAUUAAAAUAUAUAUUUUAUAUUUUUCUUAUAUGUCUAGCAUCUUUAGAUUAAGAAUUUGUGAUAAUCCUUAAAUACGUUGUUGUAAAAAUAAUCAUUUUUAUUAGG